Trypanosoma brucei brucei TREU927 is the source of this 1176-nucleotide messenger RNA. RefSeq names its product serine/threonine protein phosphatase 2b catalytic subunit A2, putative. Gene Ontology annotation, molecular function: calmodulin binding; calmodulin-dependent protein phosphatase activity. The transcript has a single exon. The coding region runs from base 1 to 1176 and encodes 391 amino acids. Gene Ontology annotation, cellular component: cytoplasm; calcineurin complex. Gene Ontology annotation, biological process: calcineurin-mediated signaling. NCBI's taxonomy places the organism in Eukaryota, Euglenozoa, Kinetoplastea, Trypanosomatida, Trypanosomatidae. The record is from RefSeq and is a predicted model, not a curated record.
AUGCUGCCUAUACUAAAGGCCGGGGAAGACGAGGGGGGUCCCCGGAUCCCCCCUCCUCUAUGGUGUGAGGCGAAGCGUGAGGCGUUAAUCGAUGGCAAAGGAAAAGUUAAUCUUGAGGUAAUGCUUGUUCAUUUUCUUCGGCAAGGACGUUUGAGCAAGCACGAUGCACUCAACAUAAUUCAAAAUGCAUCAAGUGUACUUCGUACGGAACCCAACGUCCUGAGGAUUGCUGAUCCUUCGGUUGUAGUCGUCGGCGACGUUCGGGGACAGUUCUACGAUUUAGCAAAAAUUAUAUUUAUAGGUAAUAUGUUCAGUAGGGCAAAAACGUAUUUGUUUCUAGGUAAUUAUAUUGACUCAUGUUUUUUUAGCACCGAGUGUAUACUCCUUUUGCUUGCGGCGAAACUAACCCACCCGAGUUGUGUAUUUUUGCUUCGUGGAAACCAUGAAUGCCGUUUUAUGUCGAAUAUUUUCGAUUUUCGGGGAGAGUGUCUGAAGAAAUAUAAUGACGAUGUUUACGAAGCCAUUAUGACAGCGUUUGAUUGUCUUCCACUGGCAGCUGUUGUAAACAAUCAGUAUUUUUGUGUACAUGGAGGUCUUUCACCUGACGUUACGAGUGUUGACAAUAUUCGCUUAAUUUAUCGAUUUCGGGAACCCCCGUCGAAAGGGGCUAUGUGUGAUUUAUUAUGGUCUGAUCCGUUUUGGGAUGUAGAGAAUCCGUCGUCAGUUUGCGAAGGUUCUAGAGAUGAUUAUUACACCCCUGGAAAUGGCCCAUCGUACGGUACGGCGCCAUGCUUUCUUGACAACGAGCAGAGAGGUUGCAGUUAUUUGUUUAACUAUCAUAGUGUAAAGCACUUUUUGUUGACGAAUGGUCUUCUUUGCGUCGUACGUAGCCAUGAGGUUCAAGAUGAUGGUUAUAAGUUGUAUAGGUUCAACAGUGUUUCCAAUUUUCCGUGCAUGAUGUCCGUUUUUUCUGCCCCUAAUUACUGUGAUAACUUGCACAACAAGGGUGCAGUCCUCAUUCUUGAGGGGAAACAAAUAGGUAUAAAGCAGUUUUGUUGCUCGCCUCAUCCUUAUGUUCUCCCAAAGCAUCUUAACGCAUUUGAAUGGUCAUUCUCUUACCUGUUGGAUAGUGUUCGCGACAUAUUUGCUUCCAUCAUUUCGUGUGAGGGAGCAUGA